AAGCCCAUGUGCAUCCCACAGUCCAGCAUGAUGUUCUUGCCACCAAUAGAGACAAGGAUACAGCUGCGGCCAACAUCCUGGCCGGCUCCUUAUGGUAACAAAACAAACGCGUCGCUGCGUCAGAAGUGUGCGCACUAGUAACCGGGAUCAAACACCGGAACGGUUCUGUCACCUGCCGGAGAUCACUUCCGUAAAGACGAUCAUGGCUGGUUCUGCUGUUAUAGAAGAGCAGAAGUUCUCCCUGCAGGAGGUUCUGGACACUUUCAAAUUGUGUCUCUCGGAAAACCAAGACGUCUACGUUGAACACUACGUUGCUGGUUGGCGUGGCCUCGUCAAGUUCAUGAACAGCUUAGGAAAUGUCUUCACCUUCAUCUCCAAGGACGCUGUCAACAAAAUCCAGAUCCUCGUCAACUUCCUAAACGGGGAGAACGGCUCCCACUACGUCACCAUCCAGUCCAUGGUGAAGUACGAGCUGGACAACCAGCUGGUGGACCUGGACAAGAGGGGCAGCCACCCGGAGUCAGGCAGCCGCACCUUGCUCCGUCUCCACCGAGCGCUGAGGUGGCUGGAGCUCUUCCUCGAGCGGCUGCGCACCAGCACGGAGGACAGCAAGACGUCGGUCAUGUGCGCCGACGCCUACAACGAGUCCCUCUCCCAGCACCACCCCUGGGUGAUCCGCAAGGCGGCGGGCAUGGCCUUCUGCGUCCUCCCCGGGCGCCCCACCUUCUUCGAGGUGAUGAACGUGGGCGGCGCGGAGAAGGUGGUGGACAUGCUGGGCGACGCCGUCCCUAUGAUCUCCAAGGUGUACCAGAUCACGGAGGAUCUGUACUCGCAGAAUAAUUUACUGGAGUUACCUUAAUAAUGGGACAUGGGUGUGAAAGGAGAGGUGACAGGCAGGGUUCAUGUUUCAAGGUUCUUGUCAACUUUAGUGGGACAGUUUGUACUGCAGACUUGCCCUUGAUCAAUUUUAACAACUCAAAUGCUAUUGCAUUUGAUGUAUUAUUAAACAUACUCUGGUGACACUAAUACUACUCUUAUACAAUGCCGAUACAAUGAUUGGGACUGUUUUGAUUAUUAUCACACUUGUUUAUGGUCUUUAUAUGUAUGUGAAGGUUUAUUUAAUUUGACGAAGACAGUUUAUUUUAUAGUUUCACUAAAUCUUUACUCAAUUGUGUUUGUAACAAUCGUUUUUUAAAAGCUGUUAACAUUUUUAUUAAAAGUAUUACGAACCGAAUGGUAUCAUCAGUUCAGGAAGCUUUCCAUUAGUGAGCAGAUACACAAACCGACCAGCAGGGGGAGCCUUCUAUUCACAAGUGGUCGUCAAGGUUACCAGACCUUUUUGUAACAACUAGUGCUGAACGGAACUAGCUCGGCAGGAGCUCAGCUACUUUACCGAGAAUAACUUAAAACUCGGCUGAAAACAACCUUCAAACAUAAACCAAGACCUAACCCAAGAAACAACUGUGGGGACUCAUUUGUUUAUUUUUUGUUUUAACAUUAAAACAACCAAAUCGGCACUUAAAUGAAUUCAAC
This is a messenger RNA of Gadus chalcogrammus (walleye pollock), 1533 nucleotides long. It is a transcript of the gene cptp, whose product is annotated as ceramide-1-phosphate transfer protein. The record is from RefSeq and is a predicted model, not a curated record. Gene Ontology annotation, cellular component: cytoplasm; cytosol; membrane. Gene Ontology annotation, molecular function: ceramide 1-phosphate binding; ceramide 1-phosphate transfer activity. NCBI's taxonomy places the organism in Eukaryota, Metazoa, Chordata, Actinopteri, Gadiformes, Gadidae. Gene Ontology annotation, biological process: ceramide transport; intermembrane lipid transfer. Bases 92 to 859 code for a protein of 255 amino acids. The transcript has 5 exons.